AUGGGGCAGCUCUGGCUCCCUGCUCCCCGGCACGGGCCAGGCCAGGGUGGCUGCCGCUCCUACAGCUCUCUCCGCCCGCCCUUCCGCCCAGAUUUGGCCAGCGUUCUCUUUUCUGAUGCUCUGCUCCCCCAGCCCGCUACGCUGCCUGCCCGCCCCCUGCCUCCUGUAGGGAUGGGCUCCAAAUCGAGCCCCUGCAGCUCCUUGCAAGGAUUCGGCUUCAGCAGUGAGAAAAGCAGCUCCACUUCCACAGGUGAAGUCCUGCUCAGCACCAUCCAGCGAGCGGCCGAAGCAGUGGCCAACGCUGUGCUUCCCUCCCAGGAGGGGCCCCGGCUUCGCUGCAGGGAGCUCCACGAAGAUGCCUACCAGCCCGUGUCGGCACCCCCUCCCAGGAGGAGGGCGGCAGAGUCUGCAAAACCACCAGCAGCCGCAGCAGCACACAGCAUCCGAGUGAGUCACCAGCCAGGGCUGGCCGCCGGCGGCUGGGAAGAGACGGACAGCGGGCACAGCUCCCAGGACUCCUCGCAGGAGAACGGUGAGCUGAGCCGCACCUCGGACUCCUACAGCAAGUCGGGCAGCGACAGCCACUCUGGGGCCAGUCGGGAGCUGGUGAAUGUGGCUGAGAGGGUGGACGCUGACAGCCUGGGCGACUGCCUGCGGGAGGUGAGCCUGGUGACGGCGCUGACUCGGGGCGCCAGGGUCUUCCUGACCAGGGACGAGGUGCAGCACUUUGUCAAAGAGUGUGGACUGCUGAACUGCGAGGUGGUAGGGGCUGGGCUGGCCCCAGGGCGCUGCGGGGAUCCAGCUCUUGCCUCCCUGCAGAGGUCUAUGUGUGCCAUCUCGUCCCUCAUGUGCUCCGACCUGCUGUCUCUGGAUCAGAUCUUUGCAAUGACUCAACAGCACCUGCAGCAGCUCAGCCAAGGCAGCCCUGGCCCUGUGGCCAACCGAGCGACGAAGAUCCUGCGGCAGUUCGAGGCUCUAUGCAGAAGCCACCCCUCACCAAAGAGCUCACAGCUGGACACAGACCCCCCCUCCGCCCUCGCUGCGGGCUCAGUCCGGUGCACCCAGGACUUGCUGGCAGACAUCCUGCCGCUGACAGGCGAGAGCAUCCUUCAGCCUGUGAGCCCCGUGGCCACGCCGGCCCGCGUGGGAGAGCAGAGGGUGGAAGCAGAGACCUGCGGUCAGUCCGGUGUUGCAGUGCCAGCCUGUCCCUGCGAGCAGGAGGCGUCGAGCAGACUGGCAGGGAUCCCGGGGGAUACGGCGGGUGCUGCUGUGCCCUCCCGGAGCCUGUCCCUCUUUGCUGGCAUGGAGCUGGUGGCCCGUCCUGGCAUGGUGCUCUCCCAGGACUCUCCCCCUGCAGAGCCGCGGACACUGUCCCGUCCUGGGGACGCUGGUGCUUCGAGUCAGACAGAUGCGGAGUGCAACAGGGAACCGUCUGCCUUCUCCUUUCUCAACAUGUAGCUGCUAUCACACUCCUGUGGGGGCUGUUGGACACAGGCUGCUUGGGGCUCUUGCCCUCCCCAGGGUGGGGUCUAGCUUGCUUCAGGUCCCCCCCCGCCCGCCCUGGGUCUCCGUUAAGGGCAUGGCCCCACCGGAGCCCCCAAGCAUUCCUCCACGCUGCCCUUGGGGGCGGCCAGCUGCUGACCUACAGGCCCCAGCAGGGCAGCGGUCCCCGCUUGCCCCCAGCUUUCCCCACUGCACUGCACCCCCAGGAAAAAACACGUGAGCACCUCUGCAAUAACAGCCCCACCGGGGCCAGGGAAAGGGAGCUGGGACAGCGACUUCCAGGCUGCCAAGAGCUUUAAUAGGAUUAUCAUGUCCCCGUCGCUGUCUCCCCUUCCUGUCCCCGUGGGCGAGUGACCUGUCCCGGCCUGGAGCCCCACACGCUAACGGGGCCCAGGCCCAGCCGCGGCC
Messenger RNA from Struthio camelus australis, 1911 nucleotides. The record is from RefSeq and is a predicted model, not a curated record. Lineage: Eukaryota; Metazoa; Chordata; Aves; Struthioniformes; Struthionidae.